This is a messenger RNA of Aureobasidium vineae, 2466 nucleotides long. The record is from the annotation of a GenBank genome assembly. NCBI's taxonomy places the organism in Eukaryota, Fungi, Ascomycota, Dothideomycetes, Dothideales, Saccotheciaceae.
AUGACUCCUAUCCCGGUCCCGGAAACAGCGUACCGCUUCGACAAUCUCUCACAAGAACCUUAUAGAGAACGCGCUUUUCGAUUAUUCAUCCUUUACCCAGGCUCACCAAAUAGCGAACUCGAAGGCGAUAUCGUGACGUGUCGCUUAAAGAAACCCACAACCAGCUCCGUGGUCAUCGAUGCUGCUGACCCAGGCGACUACGAGGCUUUGUCAUACACUUGGGGAUCAGUCACGGACGAUGACCCAGUGGUCAACAUACACGACCGAGGCACAGUCAGCAUCACAAACAACCUAGCUUCCGCAUUACGAGCAUUGCGGGCACCCAGAUUCAAGAAACGGAAGCUGUGGAUUGACGCUUUGUGUAUUGAUCAGAAGAACCAAGAAGAGAAAAGUCUACAGAUUUCUCACAUGUCCAUCAUCUUCAAUUCGGCAACUCAUGUUCGUGUCUGGCUAGGACCUAAGGAUGAAGACUCCGAACUCGCUUUCAAGUUUGUGGGAAACUGUCUGGCCAGUGAUGAGUUCGACAGAGCUAUGCGUGAUCCACACGUGUCGAAAGACAUCAAAGCAUUGGUUUCUCUAAUGAAGAGGCCUUGGUUUAGUCGAAGGUGGAUCGUACAAGAAAUCGCAGUGGCCAAAAAAGCAACACUUCAUUGCGGCGAAAAAGUGUUGCCGUGGCACGAAUUUGCAGAUGUCAUCUCGCAGCUAUCGACCAGACUGUUCGAAAUGAAGGCGCUUUUCAAAAAGUCGCCUGAAUUUCACAACCACGCCGAUUACUUGGGUGACAUUUCUGAACUAGGAGCAAUCCGCUUGGUGGAGUUGACGGACGACCUCUUUCACAAGACCGAAGAUAACAAGAUCCGCGACAAAAACUUUUCGCUCGAGGCACUAGUGUCGACAAUGUCUGCUUUUGAAGCUUCGGUUGCUCAUGACAUAGUCUAUGCAAUCCUGUGGCUGUCAAAUGAUGCAGUUGGUGUCGCGGGAUUGCGGCGCGAUCAAAGUUCACCUUCAUCCCCUGCGAUGGCUCCUGUCGUUUCUGAUCAGUUGUCGAUAGACGCUCAGCUCAAGAGGUCUCUGACAGAUGGCCAUCAAAGCGCCAACGGCGACAACAUUUUCAAAAGAAGAAAGGGCGAGGAUAAAGAUAUCCCCUCAAUCCAAAUCAGCGGAGUUGGUGCGAAUACAGAAGGUGCAACUCAGCACUUUCUCCGAGACAACAAUGCACAAACAGUGACGAUGAUCGCGGACGCUCCUUACUGCUCUUCACCACCAGCUGACAGAAGCUCGGCCACAUCACCCUUCCCUGACCACUCAUACACACAGCAACAGACGGCAAUUCAGCACACUUCGACUCAGCCCUCGCAUCAUAAUGGAAACAACGGUAUCGUCGACAGCUUGCAGCCCAUCAACGCAGCGGCUGCCUUCAUGAGCCGCGGACGUAGAAGAACCCUCUCUGAUGCUAGAAGCCCAGUAGACAAAGAACAGAUUGUCGCCCGACUCAGCAACAACUUCCAGCAACGCAGAAUCUACCUCGACUACAGCAAAUCCAUCUUCGAGGUCUGUCGUGAGGUUCUCGAGUUCGCAAUGUCUAGACCUGAAGCCACCCUGGAUAUCUUGUGUCGACCCUGGGCCCCAGAUGACCCAAACGAUAAAGUCUUUCCCUCUUGGAUUCCAAGACUGACCAACAGAAUCGCAUUCAAACCAAACCGCAGAGGUAAAUACCAACGCGUCAAUGCAAACCCUCUGCUGGGUAGAUUCGACUCCAACGGUCCACCGUACAAAGCCUCGCACAACCUCACCGUCUACAAGAAGUACGAUUUCUUCCACGGCGAUCCGCUACGAGAAAGAAGCCUCCUCAUCAAAGGCUUAAUCCUGCAUACCAUCGAAUCCACAGAGCUAAAAUCAAAUGCCACCUCCGGCACCAUACCAGCAGACUGGCGCGACGCAGCCCAAUGGCACGAAACCAUACCGCCCGAGCAGAACCACCCUCCAGACCCUUUCUGGCGCACUUUGGUCGCCAACAGAAACACACACGGCAGAAAGCCUCCUCUAUACUGGAGACGAGCCUGCUCCGAAGCAUUCCAAGAAGCCCCUAGAGACGACGAUCUAGAGACCUCUCUAGUGCUCAGCGGCAACCCGGCCUCUUCAGUCAGAGAAUUCUUACACCGAGUACAAGAAGUCGUCUGGAAUAGACGUCUAGCACGAAUCACCUUGAAACACACUGGUGUGGUGACUUUGUGUCUGGUGCCCAAAAAUACGCAACCAGGAGAUUUGGUAGCUUUGCUGUAUGGCUGCAAUGUACCUGUUGUGCUGCACAGGCACCAGACAGAGCAUAGAGGCGAUGCAAAGUUGUAUCGUAUGUUGGGUGAGUGUUAUGUUCAUGGCAUGAUGGAUGGCGAACUCAACAAUCAUCGAAAAACCAUGCCCAAGCCCAUGCUGCUGCAAAGGGAGAUGGACUUUGAGCUCGUGUGA